CACACCCAGCCCUUCCAGGAAAACAAACCAGCGGCGGUGGAGGGUGGAGGGUGGAGGGCGGGCCCAGGCUCCCUCCGCCGAGGAAGGCGCCGCAGAGAGCCACGGCCCCGCCCCUGCUGCCCGCGCCAAUGGGAGCCCAGGUCCGCCCCCCGAGCGGCGCCCUCGCCGGGUAUUUAGGAGCCGCGCGCUGGCCCUGCGGCGGCCGCCCUGGAGGUAGCCUGGCGCGGCUUGUGGAGUGCUGCCCGGCCGUCCCCCGCACGCCCUGUCCAGGCGGGAGCCGCCGCCCCGUGCCCGCCAUGGCCUGGCUGGCGCUACUGGGCGUGCUGCCGAGCGUGCUACGCGUGGGGUCCGGCUCCCCAGAGCCUGAGAGCCGCCUGCUCCCUGCGCCCCAGAGCUGCCCCUACAGAUGUGUCUGCGCCGCCGACCUGCUGAGCUGUGCGGGCCUCGGGCUGCGGGACGUGCCGGCCCCCUUACCCACCGCCGCCGCCGACCUCGACCUGAGCCACAACGCGCUCCAGCGCCUGCGCCCCGGCUGGCUGGCGCCCCUGGCUCGGCUGCACGCCCUGCGCCUGGGCCACAAUGAGCUGGGCGCGCUGGGCCGCGGGGCCUUCACCAACGCCAGUGGCCUGCGGCUGCUCGACCUGUCGUCGAACGCACUGCGGGCGCUGGGCCGCCACGACCUCGACGGGCUCGGGGCGCUGGAGAUGCUGCUGCUCUUCAACAACCGCCUGACGCACCUGGACCAGCGCGCCUUCCACGGCCUGGGCGCGCUCAACCGGCUCUACCUGGGCCGCAACGAACUCGCCUCCUUCUCCUUCGCCCACCUGCACGGCCUGGGCGCCACCCACCUCCGCACCCUGGAUCUCUCCGCCAACCGCCUGGGGCGCGUCCCCGUACCUGCCCUGGCCGCGCUGCCCGCCUUCCUCAAGAACGGCCUCUACCUGCACAACAACCCGCUGCCCUGCGACUGCCGCCUCUACCACCUGCUGCGGCGCUGGCACCAGCGGGGCCUGAGCGCUGUGCGGGACUUCGCUCGGGAGUACGUGUGCCUGGCCUUCCAGGUGCCCGAGUCCCGCGUCCGCUUCUUCGAUCACAGCCGCGUCUUUGAGAACUGCUCGGCGGCCCAGGCCCGGGGCCUGGAGCGGCCGGAGGAGCAGCUGCGCGUGCAGCUGGGUCGGCCCCUGACGCUGCGGUGCAACGCCAGCGCCCCGGCCACGCGCACUGUCUGGGUCUCCCCACAACAGGAGCUGCUCCGGGCGCCCGGAUCACGCGACGGUAGCAUCGCGGUGCUGGCUGACGGCAGCCUGGCCAUCAGCGAAGUGCAACCGCGGCACGAGGGGGUCUUUGUGUGCCUGGCCACCGGGCCGCGUCUGCAUCACAACCAGACGCACGAGUACAACGUGAGCGUGCACUUCCCGCACCCCGAGCCCGAGGCUUUCAACACCGGCUUCACCACGCUGCUGGGCUGCGCCGCGGGCCUGGGGCUCGUGCUGCUCUACCUGUUCGCGCCGCCCUGCCCGGGCUGCCGCCGCUGCUCCUCCCGCAGCUGCCGCCGCCGCCGCCGCCGCCCACGAAGCCCAGUCCAGGAGCUGAGCGCGCCGCCCUCUGUGCUGGGCAGCUCACCGCCCAGCCGCAAGGCCAGUGUGCACAAGCACGUGGUUUUCCUGGAGCCGGGCGGCCGGGGCCUCAGCGGUCGCGUGCGGCUGGCGGUAGCCGAGGACUUUGACCUCUACAACCCCGUGGGCCUGCGGUUCCAGGCCGGCUCCGAGUCCACCAGCUCCACAGGCUCCGAGGGUCCGGUGAUGACCUAACCUGCCCGGGCCCCGCCUGACUGCUGCUUGUGCUGCGCCCUGCUGCCACCCAGAGAACUGCCCGAUGCUGUUCAGACCACAGGCUGGCGCCUCCGCCUCCCCGGGGGCCUCGCCCUGGCCGCAUGCCUGUGCUCCCCAUGCCCAGAUGUCCUGAGAGGACUGGGACCGAAGCCCAUCGGGAAGAGCCCUGGGCUGAGGCAUCCCUCCAGGGCUGGCAAAGGACGGAAGCACGGCCACUUUCCCUUCCCAGGGGUCAGGAGGAGGGCACAGGCAGGCCCAGCCCCCAGCCCCCAAGACAGCAACCUCCAAUCUGCUUCAGGUUUCUCAAGCUCAUGCUGGUGGGCAGGCAGAGGGCAGGCUAGCGCCCCCAAGACCCCAGGGAGCCGGGCACCCGCAGGCCACCCUGAGGACAGAGCCUCUCCUGUGGGCUCACAGCACAGCAGGAAGGGGCACCGUGGCCUGUGCCCCCAGCUCUUCAGCAGUGAAACGCCCGCUGAGCAUGGCUAUGAAGGGAGGGCCGAGCCAGAUCUCACGGUCCCCCGAGCACGGAAGCCUCCUAAGGGCUGGCACUGGUCUCAGCCUAAUGGCUUCACACUUAUCUCAGCACCCACUGCAGGGAGCAGGGGGGUUGGGGGACCCUCCUGCAUGGGGGUGAGUGGGGCCCUCGCAGUGCCCUGGAUUCACCUGUCAUGGCAUCACUUAAUAAAGGAAGUGCCUGCCCACCACCAGUCUCUCCACCACACGCAGCCCUCAGUGCCGUCCUGGGUGGGGUAUGCUGGCGCUCUGCCCUCCUGCAGACUCCUGGCUCCCCUGCCCCUGCCACGGGCAGCACCACUGUGCCCUGUCCUGCUGGGGCCCCGACGUCGCCUCCUGCUGGGGCCUGAGCUGCUGCCACCUGCGAGGCCACAGCCUCUGCCUCCACACCCAGCACUGGGGUCCACUUAGAGAGGGGGACCUAGCUGCAGGGCAGCGCUGCCCAGUCCCUGCCCCAUAUGCCUGC
This is a messenger RNA of Manis pentadactyla (Chinese pangolin), 2811 nucleotides long. RefSeq names its product adhesion molecule with Ig like domain 3 (gene AMIGO3). Gene Ontology annotation, molecular function: protein binding. NCBI's taxonomy places the organism in Eukaryota, Metazoa, Chordata, Mammalia, Pholidota, Manidae. Bases 129 to 1811 code for a protein of 560 amino acids. The transcript has a single exon. Gene Ontology annotation, biological process: brain development. The record is from RefSeq and is a predicted model, not a curated record.